Molecule: messenger RNA, 892 nt
Organism: Clarias gariepinus (North African catfish)
Lineage: Eukaryota; Metazoa; Chordata; Actinopteri; Siluriformes; Clariidae
Product: cornifelin-like
Exons: 4
Coding region: 294-677 (127 amino acids)
Source: RefSeq, a predicted model, not a curated record
AAACGUGAAACAAAUCGGUUACUGAUGGUUUACAGAGCAUGGGAAGACAUGCAUCAUGAAGUUUUAGGAGUUUUGCAUCUGUAGAAUGCAAAUGAUCAGUGACGUUCAUGUAGUGAGGUGUAGGAGUAGUGUAGUGUAGCAGAGCCAACCUCUUCUCAUAUACUAUAGGGCUACAGAGCUCUGCACAUUCUUUCGCAUAGAACGUUUUUUCCCCCUUCAUUUAAGAACUGAAGGUCUGGUUUCGUUUUAAGUAAGAAGAUCUGCAGAACUGAAAGCCCACAACGAGUGAAAUCAUGGCCGUUCAACAGCAGGUAACCACAGUGGUGACACACUCAGCAUACAGUUCCGGUACCUGGACCACUGGUAUUUGUGACUGCUGUUCUGAUAUGAGCACGUGUUGUUGUGGUUUCUGGUGUUUCCCGUGUUUGCAAUGUCAGACUGCUUCUCAGUUUGGCUGGUGUUUCUGCAUGCCUCUUCUGGACUGCCUUCUGACCGUCUCCUGCUGUCUUCGCAGCAAGAUGAGAGAGCGCUAUAGCAUUCAUGGCUCAUGCUGUGAUGACUGCUGUACUGUGUGUUUCUGUUAUACCUGUGCCUGGUGCCAGAUGGCACGUGAAGUUAAAAUCCGUGCUCGUGCUGGUCCUGGUGCCACUGUAAUCACUCAACAGGUUACUGGUUAGACGAGCCUUUGCUGUUUGAAAGUUUAAAUGCUGAAUUUAAGCAUUUACAGUUUAAUCAUUUAUAUUGUACACUCUCAAACUUUAGCUUUUUUUUUAUCUUGAUUUAUCUUGAUUGUUACAGAAAUGUUUUUCUGUAAUUACCUUAGCUUUGUAUGCUUACCUUUCAACAAUUAUACACUUUAAUUAAUAAAGCAUAUGAUUUGUGUAUAAGGAUA